AAAAGAUAAACUGGAAAAAAAACUACUAAAAGUAUUUGAGAAGGAGUGACAUUAAUUUUAAAUUUAUUUCUUUCCAAAGAGUUAAUUUUAGUUUCUUCAUAUCAUAUAUUCAAAAAGCAUACAAUCCAAAUGUUUUCCAGAUCCUUAGUUGCUGUUUCCAGAAGAGCCGGAGCUUCUGCUCUCAGACCUGCCGUUGCCGCUGUUACUAGAUCGGCCAUGGUUACCCCAACUGCUAUUGGAAUUACCUCAAAGAGAAUGUAUCACGAAAAGGUGCUUGACCAUUACUCAAACCCAAGAAACGUUGGUACUUUAAACAAGAAUGAUGCUGAUGUUGGUACUGGUCUUGUUGGUGCUCCAGCUUGUGGUGAUGUCAUGAGACUUCAAAUUCAAGUGGAUGACAAGACCGGAAUUAUCAAGGAUGUCAAGUUUAAGACUUUUGGUUGUGGUUCUGCCAUUGCUUCUUCUUCAUAUGUAACUGAAUUGGUCAAGGGUAAGACUUUGGAAGAAGCUCUUCAAGUUAAGAAUACUGCCAUCGCCAAGGAAUUGUCUUUACCACCAGUGAAGUUACAUUGUUCCAUGCUUGCUGAAGACGCCAUUAAGAGUGCCGUUAAGGAUUACAGAACCAAGAGAUCCAUGGCAAAGCCAACUCUUGGACCUGAAGCUGUCGCAGCCCACGCUUAAGUUGAUUCCGUCGAUCGGACUCUCUUCAAUACCAACUACACAAUAUUUAUUGUAUAUUUAUUACUCAGAUUAAGAUGUUAUGCAUUUGAAAAGAAAAGGAAAAGACGAAAUAAAAAAAAAACAAAC
Messenger RNA from [Candida] anglica, 807 nucleotides. NCBI's taxonomy places the organism in Eukaryota, Fungi, Ascomycota, Pichiomycetes, Serinales, Debaryomycetaceae. The record is from the annotation of a GenBank genome assembly.